CUGAUGCUGAUGCAGUAUAUCAUAUAUAGAUGCAUACUAUCAGACUCUUCAUCCCUUUAUCGUUUCCCAUCCUACUGUUUCAGUGUUACAUUGGCAACUAUCGUGCGCACCGGGGGGCAGAAAGUGAAUAUCUCACAAGUGUUGGAUUCACUGUUAGAAGGUUACGACAAGCGCCUCCGACCUGGUUUUGGCGGUGAAGCUCUCACAGUGAACGCUGAUAUCAGUCUGAGGUCCAUGGGUCCCAUUUCAGAACUCAAUAUGAUCUACACACUGGACUGCUACUUCCGCCAGAGAUGGAUGGACCACCGUUUGGCCAUGAACGUGUCCUUGGAAAACCUGACCUUGGGCAUCAAGAUUCUGGAGCGGAUCUGGCACCCGGACACGGUCUUCUACAACGGUCAGAAGAGUUACCUUCACGCCAUUACGUCACACAACCGCUUCUUGAGGAUCGCCGCGAACGGCACGGUUCUGUUCUCGCAACGUCUGACGAUCCAAGCUACAUGCCGUAUGCACCUGGAGAACUUUCCUAUGGACAUUCAGCAUUGUCCUCUUCUCAUAGGAAGCUGUGAGUCUUUGCUUAACUUUUUCGUCAGAAGUUCUACGACUGUCCUCACAAUGACCAUCCUGGGCAUCGAGAACAAGAGCCAGCUGCCCAAAGUCUCUUACAUCACGGCCCUGGACGUGUACGUGGCGUUAUGCUUCGUGUUCGUCAUUGCCACCACCAUAGAGUUCGCCGUCGUCCAUUAUUUCACCAAGUUCGGCACAGGAGAGCCAAUGGUGCUGUCUAGUGAUGAGGACAGUUCUGUGGAAGAGAUCUCUGAAGACAAUACCAGCCUGGAUUCACUGACUUUGGAAAAUGGAAAGUUCAAAGUUCAUAAUUAUCCCUGGCCCCCAGGGGAGGUCAAUGUCAAGGUUGGGAUUUUAGCCAAGUUGUGUCACUGCCUCACACGAACCAAGGACGGGAGAGGCAGGAUGAAGGGGAAGCUAUCCAUGUUUAGCAACAGCGUCAGCCAAGUCGACAGAGCAGCGAGAGUUCUCUUCCCUUUGACGUUCACAGUCCUCAAUGUCAUUUAUUGUGUUUCUUAUUAUCUUUGGGCUUUUUCUGAACAGUAAAAGACUCGAACUGGAACUUAUUUUGAGUUGAUAUUGCCUUUGCAUGAUUAAAGACUUAGGAAGGAGUGGGUGGAGAGAGAAAGAGAGAGAAGAUGAGAGAAAGAAAAGAGAGAGAGA
Messenger RNA from Aplysia californica (California sea hare), 1230 nucleotides. Its product is annotated as gamma-aminobutyric acid receptor alpha-like. The record is from RefSeq and is a predicted model, not a curated record. Gene Ontology annotation, biological process: regulation of membrane potential; signal transduction; monoatomic ion transmembrane transport. Gene Ontology annotation, cellular component: membrane; synapse; neuron projection. Gene Ontology annotation, molecular function: transmembrane signaling receptor activity; extracellular ligand-gated monoatomic ion channel activity; neurotransmitter receptor activity. The coding region runs from base 4 to 1113 and encodes 369 amino acids. The transcript is spliced from 7 exons. Lineage: Eukaryota; Metazoa; Mollusca; Gastropoda; Aplysiida; Aplysiidae.